CUAACGCCAGCUGUUGGACGGCACGAAACCGAGUCGUACCUCCAAAUAUAAGUUUAGCAAAAUGACAAAAGGCUUAAAAAGUGCUAAAUACCCAGCGUGGUGCAUUCUGGCCCUGGCUCUGAUGACGUGCCCGGCCUGGGCAGAUUUAUCCGACGAGCAAGAGAAUGAACAACAUCCACGCAUGAGUGCCUCGCGUGACUAUGUCGAACUGGACGAGGAGCUCAACACACGUUUCUGGCACGAUAAGGCGCAGUCUAUACUGGCCGAUAAGUUGUCGCAUCAUAAAAAACUCAAUGAGAAUCGUGCCAAGAAUGUGAUACUGUUCCUGGGCGAUGGAAUGUCUGUGCACACGAUAGCGGCAACACGUGCCUUCAUGGGCGACAGCAGUAAGCAGGUCUCCUUCGAAAAAUUCCCCUAUGUGGGCCUCUCCAAGACGUAUGCGGUGGAUGAGCGCACGCCGGACUCGGCCAGCACGGCGACAGCUUACUUGAGCGGUGUCAAGGGCAACUAUGGCACCAUUGGCGUGAAUGCCCAGGUGAAGCGAGGCGAUUGCCUGGCGGGCACCGACAAGACCACACACACGGAGAGCAUUGCACAAUGGGCACAGGAGGCGGGCAAGUGGGCGGGUCUGGUGACAACGGCCAGGGUGACACACGCAUCUCCGGCCGGUGUUUACGCACACGUUGCCGAUCGUAACUGGGAGCACGAUGGAAAGAUCAACUGCAGCGCGGAGCUCAAUACGGAUAUUGCACGCCAGCUGGUGGAAUGGCCGGUUGGUCGAGGUUUGCGUGUGGUUCUAGGCGGCGGUCGUGCCUCCUUCCGCGAUAAGAGCAUGCGCGAUGAGGAGGGCUUUGUGGGCAAACGUAAGGACGGACGCGAUUUGAUCAAGGACUGGCAGGCGGAUAAGCAACAACAAGGCGCUGAGGCGCACUAUGUCUGGUCGCGCGAUGGUCUCAACAAACUGGACCUUACCAAGACUGACUACCUGUUGGGUCUAUUCGAUGUCAGCCACUGCCCCUACCAUGGCGAUCGCAUGCGCCAGCACAUGGAUUACCUGGAGCCCUCGCUCUCCGAGAUGACAGAGGCGGCCAUCAAGGUGCUGAGUCGCAACGAACAGGGCUACUUUCUCUUUGUGGAGGGCGCACGCAUUGACAUGGCCCACCACGCGACGAAGGCACAAAAGGCUCUCGAGGACACCGAAGAGUUUGCACGCGCUGUUGAGCUGGCACGCAGUCUCACCUCUGAGGAGGACACGCUCAUUGUUGUCACCUCGGAUCACUCGCACACCAUGACUAUCAAUGGCUAUCCUUAUCGUCGUCAGAAUAUACUUUCACUGGCUCCCAAUCAGGCCGAAGAUGAGCUGCCCUUCACUAUACUCUCUUAUGCCAAUGGACCGGGUUUUGUGAAUACCUACGAUGAGAACGGCCGCGUGGACCUGUCGCAUACGAAUACCAAGGAUGCUGACUUCCAGUUCCAAGCCACAGUUCCUCUCAAAACUGAGACUCACGGCGGCGAGGAUGUGGGCGUCUUUGCCUCGGGUCCCCAUGAGCACUUCUUCUCCGGAAACUACGAGCAAUCGACAAUACCCGCUCUGAUGGCUUAUGCGGCCAACAUUGGCCCCUUUGCCCCGGACAAGUUAAAGAAUUAGUUUCAAUAAAGUAGUUAUUCUAAUCAGCAAAAUAAA
Messenger RNA from Drosophila virilis, 1684 nucleotides. It is a transcript of the gene Alp10, whose product is annotated as Alkaline phosphatase 10. NCBI's taxonomy places the organism in Eukaryota, Metazoa, Arthropoda, Insecta, Diptera, Drosophilidae. Gene Ontology annotation, molecular function: alkaline phosphatase activity. The record is from RefSeq and is a predicted model, not a curated record. Gene Ontology annotation, biological process: dephosphorylation.